This is a messenger RNA of Opisthorchis viverrini, 408 nucleotides long. RefSeq lists its product as hypothetical. NCBI's taxonomy places the organism in Eukaryota, Metazoa, Platyhelminthes, Trematoda, Opisthorchiida, Opisthorchiidae. The transcript has a single exon. The record is from RefSeq and is a predicted model, not a curated record. Bases 1 to 408 code for a protein of 135 amino acids.
AUGUGCGGAGUCAAAUUAUCGACUCCAGUUCCUAUCGUAUUGGGCGAGUCUGAAGGCUGUGACGAUAUUACCAACAUCCACAGUGACUGCGUUCCAGAUGAUGUUUGCGGAAGGCACAAACUAUUUCCCCUGCUGGAUGAUUGUCGGUUCUCCCAUAUGUUACGGAAAUGCCUUCGUUACGAAGUUCGUCACGCCAGAACAUCCAGAGAAACCGAAUACGCCAAGAGCGGAAUUGCGAUCUCCGACGUGCAUGGAUCGAGCGUUGAACCACUGCAGCGGCGCCCAGCAAAAAACUGGCAGAUCCGAACCUUGGCGCCAGGAAGCUUAGUAAUGGGGUAUUUAAACCGAGCCGGACACCAGGACAUCCACCGAAAACUUCCGACAAUGUUCUUUAGGCCGCAACGUUGA